CAUCCCGGUAUUUGGGCAGCUACAAUCUCUAGAAAUAGCAGUGUUAGCACAAGUCCCUGAAAGAUAUUGUCUGCGAGUAUAAUAGUUACCAGAUUUUAAUAUUUAACCUAGCUCAUUGGCUACUUAAUCGAGUAGACAAAAAACUAACAUUAUCUACGGCUAGUUUAAAUAGGAAAAAAUUUAAAUUAUAUUAAUAUUAAUUAAUUAUUUCUUUUCAAAUGUAAAUAAUUAAUUUAAAUUCGUUUAAAACUCUAUCUAAAACUAUGCCGGGAAUUUUUUUAAUUUAAUUAUUAAAUAGGUUUUUCUAUUUUUAAUCUCUUUAAGCACUUUGACUGAUAUUCACUUUAUUUUCAAAAUUUUUAUAGUACAAUUUUGAAAAUCUGGUUAUACAUAUAAUUAUUUUUAGAACAAACAUUUAUUUAAUAUAUAUUUUGAUAAUCCAUGCACUGCUGCAAGGUGUAUAUAUGCUGGGAAUUAUAUUUAUUUUACUUCAUUUUUAAUUAUUUCAAUUUAUUAUUUAAUUACUUAUAUCUUCAGAAAUAGUUAAUUAAUGUAAAGCUUUCAUCUAGAAUUCGCAUUGCGCUGACGUCAACUUUUCACUUUGUACAGUUGCGACUGCCGCUUGCAGAGCAGGGGUAUCUUUUUUUUUGGUGCAAGGGAAUCUGCAAACACAAAUUGGUAUUAAAAAAAAACAUAUUCAACUUACCGACUUCAUGCUAAGCUCCUUUCGAAGAAGAAGACACAAUGUUCUUGCACAUUGUGGAAGAGCUGCAACAUGUUCAUCGAUUGGCUAUAUAUACGCUCGAAUGUUCAGUUUUCAAUCUGUUUCAAGUCGAAGAGAGUUCCUUCAAAAUGAAAUUUAUCAUAAUCCUGGCGUGUCUGGUGCUCUAUGUGGCCCACUCCGAGGCACAGUGGAGCACAUGUCGCGGUGUUCGUAAGUAAUUAGGGCAUGUCUCCAGGUUAUCCAUAAAAUUACCUUUUACUAAUUUGCAUUUGUUUCUCCGCAGCUAACCGGCCAAUUUGCGUUGGCCGCAAGGACGAGGGCUUCGUCAGUCGGCCCAUCUGCGCCAGGAAUGCCA
Molecule: messenger RNA, 1079 nt
Organism: Drosophila novamexicana
Lineage: Eukaryota; Metazoa; Arthropoda; Insecta; Diptera; Drosophilidae
Exons: 2
Coding region: 745-942 (65 amino acids)
Source: RefSeq, a predicted model, not a curated record